This is a messenger RNA of Onychostoma macrolepis, 4777 nucleotides long. Its product is annotated as serine/threonine-protein kinase DCLK2-like. The transcript is spliced from 16 exons. The record is from RefSeq and is a predicted model, not a curated record. Lineage: Eukaryota; Metazoa; Chordata; Actinopteri; Cypriniformes; Cyprinidae. Gene Ontology annotation, biological process: protein phosphorylation; intracellular signal transduction. Gene Ontology annotation, cellular component: microtubule cytoskeleton. Gene Ontology annotation, molecular function: protein kinase activity; ATP binding. Bases 384 to 2501 code for a protein of 705 amino acids.
UGCAGCGCGCUCCCGUCUACAGCCGUGCUGCCCGGUUACAGUGCGGAGCGCGCCUCAAAACUGCACGCGCUGCGCUCGUUUAAGGGCGGAUCGGGAUUUUUUUUAACACAGCCUCACUGGAAUUACGCGUUAGACCGGGAUCCUCCUGCUCAUCCAGGUUUUUCUACAACAGCUGGCGUGACGCGGUCAUUUACCGGAAUAUUUCCGUUCGAUCGCGCGUUUCGCGGCAUAAACGCCGGGCGCUUUUGUGUUGAUGCAAAUGAUGCGCCCGGUAAACGCGCGGCGGGGAGAGCGGCGCGUCCGUCGCUCGCGCUGAUGACAAUAGCGGACUCCAGCGAUCAGAGCGCGUGAUAGAAAUAAAGGAACGAUUACCGGGAAGGACAAUGUCUCUCAGCAGAAGCAUCGAGCUCGAGCACUUUGACGAGCGGGACAAGGCGCGCCGCUCCAAACGCUCCGCCGCCGCCGCUGGUGGUGGUUCGGGUUCGCGCGCGAGCAGUCUGGUCCCGAGCCCCGCGCACAGCGCCAACUGCAGCUUCUACCGCACGCGCACGCUGCAGGCGCUCAGCUCCGAGAAGCGUGCCAAGAAGGUCCGCUUCUACCGGAAUGGAGACCGGUACUUCAAGGGUCUGGUGUACGCGGUGUCCGGCGACCGCUUCAGAUCCCUGGACGCGCUGCUGGCCGAGCUGACGCGCGCGCUCGCCGACAACCUGCACCUGCCGCAAGGUGUGCGCAACAUCUACAGCGCGGACGGCGCGAGGAAGAUCACGAGCCUCGACGAUCUCGAGGAAGGUGAGAGUUACGUCUGCGCCUCAAACGAGCCCUACAGGAAGGUGGACUACACCAAGAACGUCAACCCUAACUGGGGCUCGCGGCUGGCGGGGCCCGUGGGCGGAGCCAGUCAGCCUGUGGGCGGAGCCGGCCGUCCAGGGCCUCCGCGUGCAGCUGGAGAGUCGAGGGAGACGAAGGACUACAUCAAACCCAAACUGGUGACGGUGAUCCGGAGCGGCGUGAAGCCCAGGAAGGCUGUGAGGAUCCUGCUUAAUAAGAAGACGGCGCACUCGUUUGAGCAGGUGCUCGCCGAUAUCACCGAAGCCAUCAAACUGGACUCCGGCGUCGUGAAGAGACUCUACACACUGGACGGAAAACAGUUGACUAGUCUGCAGGAUUUCUUCGGUGAUGAUGAUGUUUUUAUCGCGUGCGGUUUGGAGAAGUUUCGUUACGCUCAAGAUGACGCAGCUAUCGGACACGCGGGGAAGGGCGCCGCGGCCGCGUUCGUUAACGAGUGUAAGAAAUCACGGCCGUCUGUCCCACCCAAGACGACCAAGAGCUCUGGUGUCCCGCGCUCAAAAUCACCCGUAUCAGCCAAUGAGGCUCCGAGGAGCGACUCUCCGCCGAUGAGGUCAUCGCAGUCGCCCUGCAGCCCCGCGGCUCAACGCAGCCGGAAGACGUCUGUUCAUGAAGCGUCUCCGUCCCCGGCCCCGUCCAGAGACCUCAACGAUGAGGAGGGCCUCAGUCCAGAGGUGAACGGUAAUGAAGUUCAGUCGUCUGUCAUCACUGAGAAGUAUAAAGUGGGGAAGGUGAUCGGCGAUGGAAACUUCGCUGUAGUCAGAGAGUGUGUGGAGAGGUCUACAGGACAGGAAUACGCGCUGAAGAUCAUUGACAAGGCCAAAUGCAGCGGCAAGGAGCACCUGAUAGCCAAUGAGGUGGCGAUACUGCGCAGGGUUCAUCACCCGAGCAUCAUUAUGCUAAUAGAGGAGCUGGACACGCCCAUUGAGCUGUACCUGGUGAUGGAGCUGGUGAAGGGCGGUGAUCUGUUUGAUGCCAUCACUUCCUCCACAAAGUACACAGAGCGAGACGCCAGCGCCAUGCUGUUCAACCUGACCGGAGCGCUGCGAUACCUGCACAGGAUGAACAUCGUACACCGGGACAUCAAACCUGAGAACCUGCUGGUGUGUGAGUAUCCAGAUGGCACUAAGUCUCUGAAGCUGGGUGAUUUUGGGCUGGCGACGGUGGUGGAGGGACCGCUGUACACCGUCUGUGGGACGCCGACUUACGUCGCACCGGAGAUUAUCGCAGAGAGCGGGUACGGGCUGAAGGUGGACAUCUGGGCGGCGGGUGUGAUCACCUACAUCUUGCUGUGUGGUUUUCCUCCGUUCCGCAGCGAGAAGAACCUGCAGGAGGAGCUGUUUGAGCAGAUCUUACUGGGCAGACUGGAGUUUCCCUCGCCGUACUGGGACAACAUCGGCCUCUCUGCUAAAGAUUUAAUUGGUAAGAUGCUGCAAGUGAAUGUUGGUGCUCGUUACACGGCUGACGAGGUGCUGGAACACCCUUGGGUGCAGGACGAUGCUGUGAUGGACACUAAAAUGGCAUGUGAGAUGGGAGAUGGUGUUAAAUCAGAAAACACACACAACAGCACAGCAGCAGAGACUGAGGUGGAUCAUCUCCAUGAUGACAGCUGGCAGAUGAAUCUCUCCGGAGGCGCAGAAGAAGAGAAACCCUGAUCACCACCACAAACCUCAACACCGAGACCAGACCAGACCAGACCGGACCGGACCACCUUCUCUCAGCAUCUUCCAUCUAGUUCUUAGUGGCGUUGAUCAAGUCAACCAUCAAUAUCACUUAGUCCUCAUAUUUUAGUGUUAGCUUCAUGCUGAAACCCAUAGACACUCGGCAGCAUCCAGCCAGUUUGUUUACAUGCACUCCGAAUGAAUCCAGUCCGCUUUCAGAUUCAUUUGAGCUUUUAUAUGAACGCUAAACUCCGCAAUUCACAUAUUCAUUUACAUGUAGGCUAUAUUUAUGUAUUCCAAACAACAGACACCAAGUUCAGAACUGGAAAAAGCCACUGUGAUAAUGUCACCAAAGCUAACUAGAGUUUAAUUGUCAAGUAUGUCUGGAGAGCUUUUUUUAGCAAAUAUUUAGUAAAUAUUUAUCCUCCUCCACUGACCAGCUAACAAAAAUAUGUUUUUAGAAUUACGUUAAGUUAUAAAAAGAUUAUUUCUGAAUGUUCUCUGAACAUUCAAAACUUCCAGAUUUUUAAAUGUUUAAAUUUUUUUUCUUGGUUUUGCUCAUUUUGCAACCAUUACGGUAACAUCACUUUUAAAUGUUCUCUGAGCGUUCUGAAACAAGUAGUAACAGUUAAAAAACAGAUGAUGAACAUCCAACUAAAAUGUUUCAUGAACGAUGUAUAAAUACCCAGAAAAUAUGUUCUAAGAACAUGUUUCCAUCACAUCCAUUUUUUGUUUAAAUGUUUAGAAACGUUUUUCUUGGUUCUAUUUUAUCAUUUUGCAAACAUUAUGGCAGUGUUACUUUUGAAUGUUCUCUGAACAUUCUAAAACUAGUAACAUUUAAAAAAAAAAAAAACUUAAGAUAAACGUCUAACUAAAACGUUCCAGGAAUGGAGCAUAAAUAAUGUUUUCGUGCUAAAUUUUUAAGAACAUUCUUAAAGACCAGAGAACUUUGAGUGAACGUUCUAUUAACGUUACUGGACGAAUGUUCAUAAACUUGCGAGAACGUUAGCUCCGUUCAUUGGUUCGCAGGAGGUAGACUAAAUAAAUACGCACGUUUGUAAAAUCAGAUUGAAAUUUCAUUCGGACUUACUGAGGGAGGUUCAUGAAAUUAACGGGUUAUUUGAGUGCAUGUAAACAUGUUCUUCAGAUCAUGUAAUAAUCUAUUGGUCCGCGUUCAUUUUCUCCCGUUCUGGUCUGUGUUUGUACGCAGGGCUUCAAUUAAACCAGCGACCUCGACUUUUACUGCACUGUGUCCUGAACCUGCUCCUCUUUCUCUCUCUGUACAUAUGUGUCGAUGUGUGUCUAAUCAGAUGCAUCAUUAGAGUCUCAUUUCAGACAUUUGCGUCUUGAUGAACGCGUUCUGAAUGGAACUGAAUGGGAACGAGACGUUUCAAUUGUGUUGCUGGAUGUUUCUUUAUGUCUGAUUUGUGUGAACAAAUGUGUUACGAGCCUGAUGUAGUGUUAUGACUUUGCUUUAGACCAAAACUUCGGCCUUUACUGAAUGAGUGUGUGUUUCUCUCCAUGAAAUGCCUCCGUUUUUAGAAGAACUGUUCAUUUAAUUUGAUCUGAACGGUCGCUUAUUGUGGUUUCAACGGUAUUAACUUUUGUACGGUGGAUGUUCGGGGCCUAAAGCCCCUCGUAAUUAUUCUAAUUAUGGAUUUAUUUCAUAUUUUGUUUUGUAUUGCAACAAUACAUCAUGAGUAGCUAAUGAACUUGUCUGUGUUUUAUUGCAUGUGAACGGCGAAUGAAAUGAAACCGAACGCUGAUAAUGUCACAAAUUUAAGCGUGAAUUCACUUUUUUGGUUUCAUUUUAGUAAGCAAGUGUGACAGAAAUAAACGAGACAUUUGGUAUACCUUACGGCAAAUUUUCGCGGGAGAAAUGCGCUCGUGAAUACGAAUCCGCGCGAUCGGGAAUUUCGUGCGAGGGACACGUGACGCAUCAAAUUCGGGUUUUUAAAAUGUUAAUAUUUUUUAUUAAUUAUUAAAAGUAGGCCUAAAUAAUUUUUAAAUGUUGCAAUAUCCAUACGUUCCCCGCGAAAUUUCGUGACCGCGCGUCAAAAUCACUGUAGCCUAUUUAUGGGAAGGGGAUGGUAUAAAUGCAGCAUUGUAGUCAUGAGAAGUUGAAAAUGCUGGAUUUUCUUUGAUUUACAGCUUUCUAAAUUGGGGUAUCAAUUAAAAAAAAAUGUUACAGAAAGUGUGUUUGGUUUUUAAUUUUAAGUUUGUACACAUUUGUGUAGUUGAACUUAAUAAAAACAAUAUUAGUUAUGUGG